UUCAUCAAACCAAUUAACUACCAAACCAAUUGAACACCACUCAAGUCACCACUGAACAUCCAAAACAUUAUUAUUGGAUAAACACAAGAAUCAUGACGACCAAUUCAUUCGGCUCAGCGCUUCCCCGCUUCGAUUUUCCCCGCCAACCCGCUGCUCCAAAACUGACAGCCCGAGCUGCUCGCGCAUUCCCCACAGUUGCCAUUGUCGCUACAGCUGCGGCUUAUUACUACACAUACUACUAUUCUCCCAGUCGUGAAUAUCACAUGUACACACAUUCUUCGAUACAGAAUAGUCAGAUGUUCCAAAGCACAAGGAGUACAAAACCCAAGGCAGAGAUAACGCCUUCGGAACGGAUGGAAGAAAUAGGGUUAUGGUGGACGGCAUAUUGAACGGAAAAACACCUAUAAUGGAGGAGAAAGUGCUUCGUUUGUCUUAAUAAAGGAGCAGGCCUCCUUCUGAAAGAUUGAUGUAUCUCAGCCUGAGCUGAGAACAUGGUAUUGAUAUGCCUGUCCUUUAAUAUAGUUUUUCUUUAACAUGUAAUGAAAGUUUACAUAGAGAAACAUGGCUUCAGGGGCAUGUGCGAUGAGAGAAGUGGCAGUAGCGGUACUGAUCCCUUCUUAGACUAUGUCAAACCAGCGUAAUUCAGACUCAUCCUCAGAGAAUCUUGUGUGGUCGGUACACAGCCAACCUUCUCCAACAACCACCCAGCGGUCGUUGUUCCUUAUAGCCUCUCUAACUACAAUCAAACGUUCGCAUCCCUCGAACCUAACAAGUGUG
Messenger RNA from Fusarium oxysporum Fo47, 777 nucleotides. RefSeq lists its product as uncharacterized. The transcript is spliced from 2 exons. NCBI's taxonomy places the organism in Eukaryota, Fungi, Ascomycota, Sordariomycetes, Hypocreales, Nectriaceae. Bases 93 to 389 code for a protein of 98 amino acids. The record is from RefSeq and is a predicted model, not a curated record.